CAUCAUCACUUUGAUCACCAAUCAGCAUGUCGCCCUGAUCACUUUCUGAGCUUGUUUCGAACUUUGUCCCUGUUUCUGCGCAACGGUAAAGCCAGCCAUGUCGCAGUCGAUUUUGUCAGCCUCCGCGAAAGGGGCCACCUUUCUUAUUCUCCUGCAGGUGGCUUCGAGAGCCCUCACCUUCGCCGUCAACCAGAUCUUGCUCCGGUUCCUCUCUCCAGAGCUUCUUGGAGUUUCUGCUCAGCUUGAGCUUUUCUCAAUCUCUGUGCUUUACUUUGCGCGCGAGAGCUUACGUGUCGCUCUUCAGCGCCAGGCCCAUGGAACGCAAGCCGUCGUCAAUCUUUCUUAUCUUGCAGUCAUCACCGGGCUUCCCUUGACAUAUUUUCUUGCGCACCUAUGGCUUCGAUCGGAUACGCCCAAUGUCCCUUACUUCGUAGAAGCUUUGGGCUUGUACUGCGUUGCUACGAUCAUUGAGCUUCUGACCGAGCCGUCGUUCUCAGCCGUACAGCAGAAGUUACUGUACAAGGUUCGCGCUUCCGCUGAGAGCACUGCGACUCUCCUUCGAUGUUUUGGGACUUGCGGUUCCGCCAUGUUGGCGAGUCGCAUCGGUGUCGACAUUGGAGUCUUGCCGUUCGCAAUUGGUCAACUGGCAUACGCUUUGGGACUAUUGGUUGCGUAUUUGUACAACAUGUGGCCAGUCGCAUGCAAUGAAAAGUUUACGCUUCUUCCGAGCCAGCUUCCGUCCACGAAAGAUACUUCCAUCACGCUCAGGUACUUCUCGACACCUCUUCUCCGGCUCACGGGAUCUCUGACCCUGCAGUCGGCCCUCAAGUACAUCCUGACACAGGGAGACGCGCUCUUAAUUACGACAUACACGUCACUCGCUGACCAGGGCGCCUACGCUCUUGCGUCCAACUAUGGAGGUCUGAUUGCCCGCAUGCUGUUCCAGCCCAUCGAAGAGAGCAGCCGUAACAUGUUCGCGAAGUUAUGCGCGAGCUCCGAAACAGCGCCAGAUGCAAAGAACACGGACAAUGGGCAGCAGUCGCAAGAGCAGAAGCGCAAUCUUUUUCAAGCAGCGAAGGUCUUGACCAUCAUCCUGCGUCUGUACUCGAUCAUAUCACUGUUCGCCAUUGCUCUGGGUCCGACCCUCGCACCACUUCUCCUCUUUGUUGUCGCAGGGAAGAAGUGGUCUGCAACGAACGCGUCGAACGUCCUUGCGACGUACAGCUACUACAUACCCUUCCUGGCGAUCAAUGGAGUUACAGAAGGGUUCGUGGCUGCUGUUGCUACAAACAAAGAGCUAUAUGCGCAGUCAAUCUCCAUGGGCUUCUUCUUCGCUGCAUUCGCCGGUAGUGCUUGGUUCUUUCUUGGACAAUUGCAGCUCGGUGGCAGUGGGGUGGUACUUGCGAACACAGUCAAUAUGGCACUGCGUAUCAUUUGGAACACGUGGUUCAUCAACAGGUUUUUUGGCCGCAGAGGAACGCCUUUCAAGCUGUUGGACAUCUUACCAUCGAUUACGUCUCUUGCGCCGGCGGUCAUCGUUCCUACUUUGAUGCAGAUGAGACCCGGAUUCAAGUACCUUGCUAGAUUUGGGGUGUUUGGAGAGCUGGUCAGCAUGGGUGCAGUCGCUGGUCUGUACGCUGUACACGUUCUCUUCUUCGAGCGUCAAUUCCUUAUCGAGUGUGGCCGGAUGCUGAGGCCAGCGCGGCCUGCUCAGCCUACAAAGGCGCAGUAGAGCUAUGGCUCCGUCGCUCAAAUUCGGAACUUCAGAAACGGUUUUGGUCUUGAUAUACAAAGUAUCAUACAAGAUCACGACAUUGGCGCAGCUUCCCAGCGAAACAUGUUUGAAAGACAACAGUGAUGUUCUAUCGGAAUCGUAUACCAAUGUUGGUACACCCCACAUCAAGCUAACCCUAGACUCGCGUAGCUGGUCGCUCAUUCGACUAGCGUCAGAAUUUUCUACCUGCAGGAACGAAGCCAAACCAAACGUCAUCCCAGACACACGUUCUUCAGCAUUAAAUAU
Messenger RNA from Macroventuria anomochaeta, 2020 nucleotides. Its product is annotated as Rft-1-domain-containing protein. The transcript has a single exon. The coding region runs from base 98 to 1732 and encodes 544 amino acids. Lineage: Eukaryota; Fungi; Ascomycota; Dothideomycetes; Pleosporales; Didymellaceae. Gene Ontology annotation, cellular component: endoplasmic reticulum membrane. The record is from RefSeq and is a predicted model, not a curated record. Gene Ontology annotation, biological process: glycolipid translocation; dolichol-linked oligosaccharide biosynthetic process.